GCCUUUGCCGUGAGGCAUUGAGGGAGUUGUAGGCGGCGGCGGCGGCGCGGGCCUGGGCAGAGGCGCUGUAAAUCCUGGAUCCUCCAUUCCCAUGGCUGGGCGCCGAGGAGCUGCCUGACAAUUCCAGGACAUGCUGAUUCUGUUUUGCCAGGGAAGAGAUGGGGAAAAGGUACUUCUGUGACUACUGUGACAGGUCCUUCCAGGACAACCUGCACAACAGGAAGAAGCACCUCAAUGGAGUGCAGCAUCUCCGGGCUAAGAGAGUCUGGUACGACUUAUUCCGAGAUGCUGCUGCUAUCCUGCAGGAAGAGCAAGUCAAGAAACCUUGUCGGAAGUUUCUGCAAACAGGACAGUGUGAUUUUGGGUCCAACUGCAGAUUUUCUCACAUGACAGAGCAGGACCUGGAGAAGCUGAGUGCUCAGGUUCAGGGAGAUGGGGUUCCACAUCGUGCCAGGGAGGCAGCUGAGGGAUUGCAUCUCCUUGCUGGGUGGGAUCUGAAGGAUUUCCUGUGCAUCUCCUUGCUGGGUGACCCGCCCAUACUGCGGGUUCAAUCUCUCACACAGCAAUGCCUUUUUCAAGAAGAAAACCCAUGAGGAGAGAAGAUAAAUGUGGACCCACUCUGGCAUCAUUAGAGAUACUUCACGACUACAGAUGCUCUUUUAAUUGGCUGUAAUUAGACUUGGGAGCAAACACCACAGUGAGGAGGAGGAGGAGAGAAGCACCUUCACACCUGUCAGGCUGCACGGCCACGUGUGGGGAGCAAUGGCCUUUCAGAGCUGUUUCUUGGAAUAGCUGUUGGCAUUCAGGGAGUAUUUCCAGUCUCAGGGUCUGUUUGGUGGUCCCUGGAUGGGAUGUGCGUGCUCCAGAGGGACGUGGACACCAUCAAGGUGAGCAGAGCUGGAGAGUUGCCUGUCCCUGCUGCUGUAUUUCUGAGCCUGAGGUUUGGAGUGCUCUGGAGCAGCAGCUCCUGGAGCUGUGAGAACAGCUGGAUAUCUUUCUCAUGUGGGUACCUGGGGGACAUUGGGACAUUGCAAAUCCAGAGUGGUUCCACAGCAUCCAGUGAACUUUCCUGGCUGGGAUCAUGAGUUGUGGCUGCUCCAUCCCUGGUGUGGUACCGUGGGGCUCCCUGUUCUGAACAGAGAAGCUUGGGCUGUUUGUGGUCUGUUCUCUGUUGGGGCUGGGAGUUGGAUGAAGAGGAAAUUGCAGUGGUACAGAGAGGUGGGAGAGAUUCGCUCCAUUUUCUUCCCUGCCUCAUCAGAGCUUCUCACAGAUGCUGCUUGUCUGUCCCCUUGCCAAGGUGGGACGUGCUCAGGAGAUGGAAAAACAUGGAACAUAGGGAAAAAAGGUGCUCAAGGUUGUCAGAUGAGUCUAACCCUGAGUGUGAGCAGUGCCCAGCUUCCCAAGCUGAGCUUCUUGCCUCCCCAUCCCCCUACCUGGCCAGCUGGUUGGGUUGACCCCAGGUAGCUCUGCUGGGGCUUUGCUCCCUGGGAACAGCUGUGGGAGACUGGAACAUUGCUGUCCCCAUGCUCCUCGGUGGGUUCAGAGCAGCAGCCGGACAUCAGGACCACAGCGGGCUUUCUGUGGUGGCACUGGGCACAUCGUCACCCCGCCCAGCAGCAGCAGCUGAAAAGGCUGGAUGACAAAUUAUCCAUCUGGCUGCUCAUUGUGUAGCACAUCCCUGCCAUCCUGAUUUAGUAUUCAACAGGCAGAUGAAUAAUUGGUUGCCACCAGUAGGAUGAAGUGAUCCUUCACUCUGCCCAAGCACUAUUAAUUUCACACCCUGUCUGCAAAGGUAUAAUAUUUUCCUUAAAACGUGUGACAUGUGGUGGGUGGGUGUGGAGCAGGCUCCUGAGGGGCACAGCUGCAGGUGCCUUGAUCCCUAAAUGGGAUCAGGGAUCCCCCAGAAGGAUAGAUGAGCAGGGCUGAGGGAAUGACAUGCAGCUGCCUCUGCUUCCUUUUUAUUGUCACCAGUGUUUGGUUUUCUGAGUUCCCUGUUCUGUUAGGUGGGAAGUUUCCACUAGGCUGGAGAUGGGAUCACAGGGAGUGUGUCCUCAUCCCUGCUGUGCUGGCAGGAGUGUGGCUGUGUCAGGACUCCUGCUAGACCUGUUCAGCACCAGCUGCCUCCCUGCAGCUGGGGGGGACUGGGGAGCUUUGCUAACUGGGCAGCUGUGGGUUUGUGUGGUUCUGUGCCCUUCUCCCCAGGGUGUGCCUGUGGGCUUCUGCCCCACACAGCCCUUCCAGAGUGAUUGGAGGGUUAAAAUCUUGAUUCAGUAAACAGCAGAGAUUUCCUACUGGUUUCCUUCCUUGGUCCUAACCACGACGAGAAACAGAACAAGGAGUAAUGGGUUCAGACUGAAAGAGGGGACAUUUAGAUUAGGUACAGAUUGGACUCAAAGAUCUCUCUUAAACCUGAUUGAUUCUGUAAUUCUGUGAUUUAUGGAAGAAAUCCUUCCCUUUGACAGGAUGAGGCCCUGGAACAGGGUGCCCAGAGAAGCUGUGGCUGCCUCUGAACCCCUGGAAGUGUCCAAGGCUGGGUUGGACAGAGCUUGGAGCAGCCUGGGACAGUGGAAGGUGUCUCUGCCCAUGGCAGCGUGUGGGACUGGAUGGGCUUUGAGGUGACUUCCAACCAAACCAUUCCAUGGUUCUAAAUUCAAGGACUGGUUCUCUCUGCCCUGGUUCUGCCCCUGGGCUGGUGACAGCUCUGCCUGGGCUGUGCAGGGGUUGGGGACACAUCAGGCAGGGAGCUUCUUAACCUGCCCUGACAGCAGCUCUGGGAUCUGUCUGCCGGCUGGAACACGCACCCGGAGCUGUUCAGACUCUCCUGGGCUGCCAAGGCUGCAUCGAUCCGGACACUGUCCCUGUCAUUCCCACCUAACAGGGCAGGGGUGGCACAGUCACUGCUGCCAGCUGGAGGGACACGGCUCUGGAAAUGGCUCAGUGCCAGCGGAGGCUGUGCCAGGCGAGGAUGGGGGUGAUCUGCCCCGGGGGGAGAUGUCAGACUCUCCUCAGUGCCCAAACUGCCACCGUGCUGGUUUAGCUCUUGUCCCCUGCUCUGCCUGGCUGCAGCUGUCACCAGGGAUGACUCCAAGCUUCAGAUGGCAGGAGGGCAGAGGAGGAGGAGGGGCUGCCACAGGCAUGGUGCACACUCUCCACCCUGUAAAACUGUGCAGGGUAAUGAGCAGCAGGUUUAAUGGAGUGAAAGGACAAGGGUCUGGUGGCCCUUUCAUGGCCCUCCCUCUGAUCCAUCCCUCUCUGAUCUCAAUCUUUCUCU
Messenger RNA from Poecile atricapillus (Black-capped chickadee), 3271 nucleotides. RefSeq names its product zinc finger matrin-type 5 (gene ZMAT5). Bases 159 to 593 code for a protein of 144 amino acids. Gene Ontology annotation, molecular function: zinc ion binding. Lineage: Eukaryota; Metazoa; Chordata; Aves; Passeriformes; Paridae. The transcript has 5 exons. The record is from RefSeq and is a predicted model, not a curated record. Gene Ontology annotation, cellular component: U12-type spliceosomal complex.